Papaver somniferum (opium poppy) is the source of this 2562-nucleotide messenger RNA. RefSeq names its product monocopper oxidase-like protein SKU5. NCBI's taxonomy places the organism in Eukaryota, Viridiplantae, Streptophyta, Magnoliopsida, Ranunculales, Papaveraceae. Gene Ontology annotation, molecular function: copper ion binding; oxidoreductase activity. The transcript is spliced from 9 exons. The coding region runs from base 383 to 2176 and encodes 597 amino acids. The record is from RefSeq and is a predicted model, not a curated record.
GGUGAAUAGUGAGUGAGUGAGUGAGUGGUGAGUCAUGAAAAUGCUAAAAAUACUAAUCAAAAAUUUAAAAAAUGAAAUCGAGUUAAUUUAGUUCAAAAUCAAACUUAAUAUCCAGAAACAAAAAUGUUCAGCAGUGAGAGCCAGAGACACUGACUGUACUAGACUACCAGUACUCAGUACUAUUGUUUUCUGCAAUUCCAGCUCAAUAAAAGAGAAACCGAUUUCCACUUUCCUCUUUCUUUGUUUCUUUCUUUUGAUAAUCUAUCUCUACCAAAAAAUCUACUUUCAUUCAUCAAUUAUUCAAAGGAAGAAGCAGCACCUAGGCUACCAGUACUGAGAAAACUCAGAUAGAGAGCGAGUAAGUGAGUGUGAGAGAGAUCCAAUGUCUCGUUGCAGGAAUCGAUCAUUCGGGGGUGUCCCGUUGUUCCUUUUCUUCUUCUUCUUCUUCUUCUUGUGGGAUGUAGGUUUCUCUGCAGACCCUUUUGUAUUCUAUGAGUUCACUGUGUCUUACAUCACUGCUUCUCCACUCGGAAUUAAACAACAGGUGAUUGGAAUUAAUGGGCAAUUUCCUGGACCACUUCUCCAUGCUACCACAAACUGGAAUAUUGUGGUCAAUGUCAAGAAUCACUUGGAUGAACCACUCCUUCUCACCUGGGAUGGAAUACAGCAAAGGAGAAACUCUUGGCAAGAUGGAGUUUCAGGGACAAACUGUCCUAUUCCUGCUGGUUGGAACUGGACUUAUUCUUUUCAAGUUAAGGAUCAGAUUGGAAGCUUCUUCUAUUUCCCUUCCCUAUAUUUCCAAAAAGCUUCAGGUGGUUAUGGAGGAAUCAUUAUAAAUAACAGAGAAGUGAUUCCAGUUCCAUUUGCAUCACCGGAUGGAGAUUUAACCAUCUUUAUCAGCGAUUGGUAUAUCAAAAGUCAUAAGCAACUUAGGGAAGACCUUGAAAACGGGAUCAGCCUUGGAGCCCCAGAUGGUAUCCUCUUUAAUGGAUUAGGUCCGUUUCGCUACAAUGAUUCACUUGUUCCUGCAGGAAUCCCCUUUGAGACGAUACAUGUUGAUCCAGGUAAAACAUAUCGGAUUCGUAUACACAAUGUUGGCAUCUCAACAAGCUUAAAUUUUAGAAUUCAAAACCAUAAUCUACUCCUUGUAGAAACAGAAGGUUCAUAUACAGUUCAACAGAACUAUUCAAACAUGGAUAUCCAUGUGGGUCAGUCUUACUCUUUCCUGGUAGCUAUGGAUCAAAAUGCUAGUACUGAUUAUUACAUGGUAGCGAGUUCCCGUUUUGCCAAUACAACUGCCACGGGUGUUGCUAUCUUGCACUAUUCCAAUUCCCAGGGCCCUGUUUCGGGUCCUCUUCCGGACCCACCUAAUGAUCAGUUUGACAGUCACUUCUCGAUGAAUCAAGCGAGAUCUAUCAGAACGAAUGUCUCUGCUGGUGCUGCUCGUCCUAAUCCACAAGGAUCUUUCAAGUAUGGAGAUAUUACUGUCACAGAUGUAUACGUAUUGCUGAACAGACCCCCAGAGCUUAUAAAUGGGAUCUGGCAUACUACCUUGAACGGCAUUUCAUAUGUUGCACCUCCAACUCCCCUUAAGCUUGCCCAGCAGUUUGAUGUACCCGGAGUUUUCAAGCUUGAUUUCCCAAAUAGAUUCAUGAACAGACCUCCUAGACUUGAUACCUCCGUAAUAAAUGGUACUUACAGAGGUUUCAUGGAAAUAAUUUUCCAAAAUAAUGACACAACUGUGAAGACUUACCACAUGGAUGGAUAUGCUUUCUUUGUUGUCGGUAUGGACUACGGAAUCUGGACAGAUAACAGCAGAGGCACGUAUAACAAGUGGGAUGGAGUUGCUCGUUGUUCUACACAGGUGUUUCCUGGUGCUUGGACAGCAAUUUUGGUUUCUCUUGACAAUGUUGGCAUGUGGAAUCUACGUACUGGAAACCUCGACUCAUGGUAUCUUGGGCAGGAACUGUAUGUGAGUGUGGUGAAUCCAGAGGUCACCACCAAAACAGAGCUUCCUUUGCCCGACAAUACCAUCUAUUGUGGUCUACUCUCAUAUUUACAAAAGGGCCAGCAACAGAGAGUCAGUUUUUCAGCAGCAGGGUCAUUUCUUCCUAAAAGUGGAAGAAAUUUUUUGUUCGGACUUGUAGUAAUGUUAUCAAGUGUUUUAUUUGGAUAGGUUUUACUAGAAAUAUGAUGAGAAAUAGAAAUUGUUGUAUUCGUCUUUCUGCCUAUUGCAUGCGUAUCCCAACAUUGUAUAGCAGAAGUAGUUCAACUAAAGAUCUUCAAAACCAUGGUGGGAUGGGUUGGUUCAGUUAGAGAAGAUCAGAAGAGAGCAACUCAAAUUGCGGAAGCGAAAUUAAAGGCGCCAAAAGCCGGAACAAUAUGAUAUGGUCAUUAAAACAAAAUAGACCUCGCAUUCUGAUCUAACAAAAUAUUAAUCUGCCAACAGUUCAUUGUUCCGGAACACUGACAAAUGUAUGGAAUUAUCCGAUUGACUUUAUAGUAACCUUGUGCAAGGGAUCAAUGUUGAGGAGCUAUCUAAUUUUUUGGAUUUCAGUGCUA